Amblyraja radiata (thorny skate) is the source of this 2778-nucleotide messenger RNA. RefSeq names its product oocyte zinc finger protein XlCOF6-like. NCBI's taxonomy places the organism in Eukaryota, Metazoa, Chordata, Chondrichthyes, Rajiformes, Rajidae. The transcript is spliced from 7 exons. The coding region runs from base 1 to 2577 and encodes 858 amino acids. The record is from RefSeq and is a predicted model, not a curated record.
AUGAAGAAGCAGCAGCAGCAGUUUGUCAAACUUGCUCGCCUUCAUCAUCAGGCGGGAUGGGCGGCUCCGAUUGGCGGCGGGGGCUGUCCAUCCGUGGGGCGGGGCUACGACCCGACCUAUAGGAUAAAGGGGCGGGGACGCGGCUCCGAUUGGUUGGAAGCGAGGAGGGGGCGGGAGCUGGUGCUUUGUGACGCCUUCCCUGGACCCGCGCCCUGGACCAGUUCCUAUUGGUCGCUGGCGCUGCCCGUCAAUGAGCGGAACAGAGGGAGCGGGCGGGACCUGGUGCUUUGUGACGUCAGCCCGGUGGGGCGUUGCUGGAUCCGCUCCCAUUGGUCGCUGGCGCUGCCCAGCCUGCUGUCCCACGAGCGCACCCACACCGGUGAGCGCCCCUUCACCUGCACCAAGUGCGGCAAGGGCUUCUCCCGUUCCGACAACCUGCUGGAUCACCAGCGGACCCACACCGGCGAGCGCCCCUACACCUGCGCCCAGUGCGGCAAGGGCUUCACCCGCUCCAACAGCCUGCUGGAGCAUCAGCGCACCCACACCGGCGAGCGCCCCUACACCUGUGCCCAGUGCGGCAAGGGCUUCAUCCGCUCCAAGAGCCUGCUGGAGCACCAGCACACCCACACCGGUGAGCGCCCCUUCACCUGCGUCCAAUGCGGCAAGGGCUUCACCCGCUCCGACAACCUGCUGAAGCACCAGCGCACCCACACCGGCGAGCGCCCCUUCACCUGCGCCCAGUGCAGCAAGAGCUUCACCCGCUCCAACAACCUGCUGGAGCACCAGCAGGUGCACACCGGCGAGAGGUCCUUUGGUUGCUCCGACUGCGGCAAGAGCUUCAAUAGCUUUGCCGAGUUGUCAGGGCUAAGGCGGCUCCGGCAGGCGCACAACAGUGAGCGGCCCUUCACCUUCUCCGACUGCGGUAAAAGCUUCAAGUCGACGCUGGAACUCAAGGUACACAGGUGCCUGCACUCCGGGGAGCAGCCCUACACAUGCAGCGACUGCGGCAAGGGCUUCACCAGUUCUAAAAAGCUGUUGGAGCACCGGCGCACCCACACUGGCGAGCGCCCGUUCACCUGCGACCAGAGCAGCAAGGGCUACACCCACUCCAACAGCCUACUGUCCCACGAGCGGCAUGUGCACACCAGUGACCAGCCCUACGACUGCCCGUACUGCGGGGGUUACGGCAACACCAGCGGAUAUACAGACUGUGAUGGAGAAGAGUGUGGCAAGAGCUUCACUUGCUACGACAGCCUGUUGCGGCACAACUGUGUGCACUCCGGCGAGUGUCCCUGCGGCUGCUCCGACUUCGGAAAGAGCUUCAAGAUGACACAUGAGCUGAAGAUGCACCAGCGGGUGCACUUGGGCUGGAAGCCCUUCGACUGCUCCACCUUUGGCGAGACCUUUGCCCGGGCGUCGGGGCUGUGGGCUUCGAUGGAGGACCACAUGACGGGGCACAACAAGGAGAAGCAUUAUGAGUGCGACGUGUGUGGCAUGGCCUGGCAGUACCCAAGCGAGCUGGAGACCCACCGGAGGGUGCACACGGGGGAACGCCCCUUCGUCUGUUCGGAGUGCAAAAAGAGUUUCAAGACGGCCAAUGUCCUGGAGGCCCACCGACGGAUUCACACGAGCGAGAUGCCCUAUGGCUGCUCCACAUGUGGCAAGAGCUUUACCCAGUUGUCGGGGCUGUGGGAGCACCAGCACGUGCACAGCAGUGAGCGGCCCUUCACCUGCUCCGACUGCGGCAAAGGCUUCAGGUCGUCCAAGGACCUGAAGGUGCACUGGCGCCUGCACACUGCGGAGCGCCCUUACACCUGCAGCGACUGCGGAAAGUGCUUCAUCCAGUCCAGCCGCCUGCUGAAGCACCUGCGCACGCACACCGGCGAGCGCCCCUACACAUGCGCCCAGUGCGGCAAGGGCUUCGCCCAAUACAGCAACUUGCGAGAGCACCAACGCACCCACACCGGCGAGCGCCCCUACACCUGUGCCCAGUGCGGCAAGUGCUUCACCCAGUCCAGCAGCCUGCUGACGCACCAGCGCACCCACACCGACGAGCGCCCCUACACCUGCGCCCAGUGCGGCAAGGGUUUCACCCAACACAGCAACUUGCUGGAGCACCAACGCACCCACACCGGCGAGCGCCCCUAUACUUGUGCCCAGUGCGGCAAGGCUUUCAUCAAUUCCAGCAACCUGCGGAAUCACCAGCGCACCCACACCGGCGAGCGUCCCUACACCUGUGCCCUGUGCGGCAAGUGCUUCAUCCAGUCCGGUCACCUGCUGUUGCACGAGCGUGCCCACACCGGCGAGCGCCCCUACACCUGUGCCCAGUGUGGCAAGGGCUUCACCUGCUCCUCCAAACUGCUGUCCCACCAGCGGGUGCACGCCGGCAACAGUCCUGUCCCCAGCCCGCCGUGUGGAGAGCGCUUUGCCAUGGCCUCGCACACCCUGUCUCACCAGCACGUGCACACAAGUGGCCCGCCCUACGACUGCCCGGACUGUGGUGAGUCGUUUGACAGCUCGCGGGGGUUGCAGCCGCACCGGCAGGCCCACGUCGGCGAGCAGCUGCUCCCAUUGUGACAAGAGAGCAUGGGGGUGGCGUGAGCAACAGUGGAGAGAGAUCCUUUGUGUGCGCUGCGUGUGGCAAGAGUUUCACUCGCAUGUCCAGCCUGUGGCAGCACCGGCGUACCCACAGCGGUGAGCGUCCCUUCCCCUGCCCGUCCUGUGGUAAGGGCAACACACGCCUUGACCACCUGCUGGAGCACCGGCGAGUCCACACCG